UGAUGACGUUUUUGCCAACAUGGCGGCCUACAGUAGCUGUCACACUGGAGUAGGCUACACAACCUAGUUUAGAAACUUGACUGUUUCUAAAAACUGAAUAUGUGCUUUUAAAUUUUCAUCUUUUUUUCCGAUUGAAAGAGAUGCUCGAUAUGCAAUUUAAAGUCAUAAUAUGGUUUCUAUGUCAAGGAAUAACAUGUUAGUAAGCUGAAAGAGAUGAUGCAUCUGUUUAGAUCGCACGGGCUCUUUCUGCCCUUUAUCAAACGCUUUCCUGAUAUUAAAAUAUGCCGCAUUAAACGCAGAUCUCAGGGCUGCAUGAGCACAUGUACAGUCAUCAGACACAGAUGGAUGAAAAGCAUCAGUCCUGUCAGACACUUCAGCUCUAAUGCGUCUGAGAAGGAGAGUUUCGACAUGUCAGAAUUUCCAGUGGAGAGAAUUCGCAAUUUCAGCAUUAUUGCUCACAUUGAUCAUGGCAAGAGCACUUUAGCUGACAGACUGCUGGAGAUCACAGGUGCCAUUGCAAAGACAGCGAGUAACAAGCAGGUGCUGGAUAAACUGCAGGUGGAGAGAGAGAGGGGAAUCACUGUUAAAGCUCAGACCGCGUCGCUCUUCUACCAGCACGACGGACAGACGUACCUGCUCAAUCUCAUCGACACGCCUGGCCAUGUUGACUUCAGCUAUGAAGUAUCACGGUCCAUAUCUGCUUGCCAAGGAGUUCUGCUCAUUGUAGAUGCAAAUCAGGGAAUUCAAGCACAAACAGUCGCCAAUUUCUACUUGGCAUUUGAGGCUCAACUAACAAUCAUCCCUGUGAUAAACAAGAUUGAUUUGAAAAAUGCUGAUCCAGAGCGAGUGGAAAAACAGAUUGAAAAAGUCUUUGAUAUUCCAAGGGAAGAGUGUAUCAGGAUCUCUGCAAAACUGGGCACAAACGUGGAUCAAGUUCUCCAAGAGGUGGUGAAUCGGAUUCCUCCUCCGACAGCGCGAGUGGACGAUCCGUUUAAAGCCCUCGUCUUCGACUCCACCUUCGACCAUUACAGAGGUGUAGUGGCCAACAUCGCUGUGUUCGGUGGACGCGUGUCCAGAGGAGACAAGAUCGUCUCGGCGCACAUGGGAAAGUCGUAUGAGGUCAAUGAGCUGGGCGUCCUGAGACCGGACCAACACCCGACAGAAACACUGUAUGCCGGGCAGGUGGGUUACGUGAUCUCAGGGAUGAAGGAAGUGAAGGAGGCUCAGAUUGGAGACACACUUUACCUGCACAAACAGCCUGUGGAGGCGCUGCCGGGGUUCAAACCCGCUAAAGCCAUGGUGUUCGCAGGCAUGUAUCCCAUGGACCAAUCAGAAUACACAGCCCUGCGAAGCGCUGUGGAGAAACUGACGCUGAAUGACUCCAGCGUGACGGUUCAGCGGGACAGCAGUUUGGCUUUGGGGGCUGGAUGGAGGCUGGGAUUUCUGGGCCUGCUGCACAUGGAGGUGUUUAACCAGCGUUUAGAGCAGGAGUAUAAUGCGUCUGUCAUCAUAACGUCUCCGACUGUACCAUACAAGGCCGUGUUGGCAUCUGCCAAACUCAUAAAGGAACACGGUGAGGAAGAGAUCACCAUCAUCAACCCUGCUCACUUCCCUGACAGGUCACAGGUGGUGAAGUAUCUGGAACCCAUGGUGUUGGGAACCAUCAUCGCUCCGGACGACUUCACUGGGAAGAUCAUGAGCCUGUGUCAGACCCGCAGGGCUGUUCAGAAGAACAUGUUCUACAUCGAUGAUCAUCGAGUGAUGAUGAAGUACAUAUUCCCUCUAAAUGAGAUCGUGGUGGACUUUUACGACCAGCUCAAGUCCAUGUCGUCAGGAUACGCCAGUUUUGAUUAUGAGGAUGCUGGUUAUGAGGCUGCUGAACUGAUUAAGAUGGACUUCCUCCUCAACGGGCGGCCAGUGGAGGAACUCGCCAUUAUCAUUCAUAAAGAGAAAGCGUACAGUGCGGGAAAAGCCAUAUGUGAGCGACUGAAAGAGUCCAUCCCGAGACAAAUGUUUGAGAUCGCAGUGCAGGCAGCCAUCGGCAGCAAGAUCAUCGCACGAGAAACGAUCAAAGCAUACCGGAAGAAUGUUCUAGCAAAAUGUUACGGCGGUGACAUUACACGAAAAAUGAAACUGCUGAAGAAGCAGGCCGAAGGAAAGAAGAAAAUGAGGCGCAUUGGAAACAUCGACGUCCCAAAAGACGCUUUCAUCAACGUUCUUAAACGGACGUAGUUCCCUCUGGAACAUAAUCAUAACAGACAUCAAAGCCUGGGCUUGAUUUGUGGAUGUGAACAUGCCAAUGUACAGUAUGGUGAUUGAUUCAGAAAUGCUAUUAAAGUUUAUAUAACCGA
This is a messenger RNA of Ctenopharyngodon idella (grass carp), 2351 nucleotides long. It is a transcript of the gene guf1, whose product is annotated as GTP binding elongation factor GUF1. Gene Ontology annotation, biological process: positive regulation of translation. The record is from RefSeq and is a predicted model, not a curated record. Lineage: Eukaryota; Metazoa; Chordata; Actinopteri; Cypriniformes; Xenocyprididae. The coding region runs from base 214 to 2232 and encodes 672 amino acids. The transcript is spliced from 17 exons. Gene Ontology annotation, molecular function: GTPase activity; GTP binding; mitochondrial ribosome binding. Gene Ontology annotation, cellular component: mitochondrion.